This is a messenger RNA of Triticum turgidum subsp. durum (durum wheat), 996 nucleotides long. The record is from the annotation of a GenBank genome assembly. Lineage: Eukaryota; Viridiplantae; Streptophyta; Magnoliopsida; Poales; Poaceae.
AUGGCCGACGGCGUCCUUCUGACAACCGCGCCGGCAGCGCUAACACUGGUGUUCUUGCUGUUCUUCGGCGCCGCGCACGGUCAGCUUCAGAUGGGGUUCUACUCCGACUCCUGCCCCGGCGCCGAGGACAUCGUCACCGCCGCCGUCCAGGAAGCCGCCGCCUCGGACGCCACCAUCCUCCCCGCCCUCGUCCGCCUCCAGUUCCACGACUGCUUCGUCAGAGGAUGCGACGCGUCGGUGCUGAUCACGAGCGCGGGCAACGCCGCGGAGGUGAACAACAACAAGCACCAGGGCCUCCGCGGCCUGGACGUGGUUGACCGCGCCAAGGCGGAGCUCGAGGAGCAGUGCCCCGGCGUCGUCUCCUGCGCCGACAUCAUCGCUCUCGCCUCACGCGACGCCAUAGCCAUGCAGACCAACGGGCCGUCGUUCGAGGUGCCGACGGGGCGGCGCGACGGGCUGUCGUCGAACGUGCGCGACGCCGACGUGCUGCCGGACGUGAGCGACUCCAUCCAGGUGCUCCGCUCCAAGUUCGCCGCCAGCGGCCUCAACGACCGCGACCUCGUUCUCCUCACAGCGGCGCACACGAUCGGCACGACGGCGUGCUUCUUCGUCAAGGAUCGGCUGUACAGCUACCCACUGCCGGGCGGCCGCACGGGGUCGGACCCGUCGAUCCCGGCGGCGUUCCUGUCGGAGCUCAAGGCCCGGUGCGCGCCCGGUGACUUCAACACGCGCGUACCGCUGGACCGCGGCAGCCAGGGCACGUUCGACGACUCCAUCCUCCGCAACAUCCGCGCGGGCCUCGUCCCCAUCGCCUCCGACGCGGCGCUCGAGGCCAGCAACGCCACCGGCGCGCUCGUCGGCGCCUACCUCGGCGCGGCGUCUUCCAGCUUCUCGCAGGAUUUUGUGGCCGCCAUGAUCAAGAUGGGCACCAUCGGCGCCAUCACCGGCGACGCCGGGGAGAUCAGAGACGAGUGUUCGGCGUUCAACACGAACUGA